Messenger RNA from Xylaria bambusicola, 1339 nucleotides. RefSeq lists its product as uncharacterized. The record is from RefSeq and is a predicted model, not a curated record. The transcript has 3 exons. NCBI's taxonomy places the organism in Eukaryota, Fungi, Ascomycota, Sordariomycetes, Xylariales, Xylariaceae. The coding region runs from base 343 to 1227 and encodes 294 amino acids.
CCGCUGGCAAUACUUAAUAUGCGAUUGUGACACAGUGAGUUAAUGCGGUGCGACUGCUGAGAUGCAUGCACGCAGUGCAUGAUGAUGGGUAGGUAUUUUCGGGCGUUUUGUAUAAGUAUGACCACAUCGCGCUGGAGCGAAACCGAGAAUGACGGAAGCGGGGACUGCUUAGUUUGGCUAUCUAUCUCAGUUUGCGAUCUCAAGCAUUCGUGGCUUCGCCAUACAUCGAACCAGAGUUGUCGCGAACUAAGUAAUGACCGAUUCCUCCUACAUAUACGAAUCCUAUCGCCAACAUCACCACAACCGUGACAUCCACAGCACUAGCUGCCAACACCAUAAACCAUGAUCGUCCACCACGAUGAACCCUUACCCGGCCAAGGCGCAGUAAGCCUGCUCAUCCUCGGCGCAGGCUGGACAUCCACAUUCCUGCUCCCACUGCUCCAGCGCGAGGGGAUAAACCACGCCGCGACAACGACAACAGGGCGUGACGGGACCAUCCCAUUCAUCUUCGACCCAGAGUCCGAAGACACCAGUCCCUUCACGGCCCUUCCCCCCGCCAAGACAAUCCUCAUCACCUUUCCCCUCAAAGGCACGGGGCAGUCCUCGCGUCUCGUAUCCGGCUACGCCGCGACACACCCCGAUAUCGCCCAGGACGUGCGGUACAUCCAGUUCGGGGUGACGAGCAUCUGGAAGGCCGAAGACUGGCAGGACGAGAACUCGCCCUACGACACCUCCAACGCGCGCGCCAUAGCCGAAGACGAGUUGAUGCGUGUGGCGCCCGCUGCGUCCGUGCUGAGUCUCGCGGGUCUGUACGGCGGUGCGCGGCAGCCGCGUAACUGGGUGCAUCGCGUGAUUACUUCGAAAGAAGCCCUACGCGCGAAAGGCGCGCUCCACGUGAUCCAUGGCGAAGACGUCGCACGGGCAGUAGUGGCUCUGCAUCGCAAUUUCACGCCCAAGAAGCGCUGGCUGAUGUGCGAUAUGCAUGUGUACGACUGGUGGGAUCUCACGGAGGACUGGGCGAGGCAGACGCUCGGUGCGGAAGAGGGGAGUGUGUCUGCCGAGGAAGUCGAGAAGCAGAAGGAUUUGCUGGCGUGGGUGGGGGAAUUGAUGAUGGAGGAGAAUAUUCGCGCUCUGCCUAGGGAUAUGAAGCUCGUGGGACGCAGGUUGGAUGGGAGGGGGUUUUGGCAGCAUAUGGGGAUAUGGCCUACGCAGGGACGGAUUCGAUAGGCGUGUUGAAUAGAUGGAAAUAGUUUAAAAGGUGAUUGUGACGAUGGCAUUGCGAGGAAGUUCUUUGCGUUGAUACAGUCACUCAAAAUCAUGUGAAUACACACAAAAUAGU